AUGGUUUGUUGCAAUUUUAUGCCUUUAUUAUUUGUGCUGUGGACAUUUUUUGCAUCUUAUUGCAACACACAACUUCCGGCUGAGCCAGCGAUUAGCCUUCAUACAGGUUUAACAGAAAGAAUAGGAAACUUCUCGUUAGAGUUAUUAUAUUAUGCCACAAAAGAACAAGCUGAGGGAACUAAUUUAAUUAUUUCCCCAAUAACUGUGUGGACCUCUUUAGCAGUGGUUAGCGAAGGUGCCCAUGGAAAUACGAAAAAAGAGUUACGUAGCGCCCUUCGUAUAUCCUCAAAGAAAGCCAAUGAAAUUAAAGAAGAUUACCAGAAGAUUAUAAAAUAUCUCACAGUCAAAACUGAUACUAUUGUUUUAAAUAAAUUCAAUGCUCUAUUUAUGAAUACCAAUAAUAUGCCAUUGCAGAAAUUCCAAAACUCGGCAAAAGAAUACGACACACGUCUAAUAGAGGCUGACUUUUCGAAAUCUGUGGAAACAGCAGAACGAAUAAAUACUGUAAUCGCGAAUCUCACAGAAAAUAGGAUAUCUAAAUUAGUGGAACCUACAGACAUAGAAAAUAGUAAUUUAAUAUUAACAAGCGCUAUUUACUUCAAAGGACAAUGGAGAACGCCGUUUGAUCCCAAAAACACAAAGCGGGAAAAGUUUUAUGACAGCAACGGCGACCAAGUGGGACAAGUUAACAUGAUGUACAUUCGUGAUACGUUCCCCUUCGCCAAAAUAAACGAUCUUCAGGCUACAGUGAUCGAAAUUCCGUACGGAAAAUAUAACCGCACAUCCAUGCUAAUAAUGCUACCAGAAAAAAAGGUGUCGUUAGAUAAAAUGUAUUCAAACUUCCAAAAACGAACAUUAGACCACGUAUUUGAAGUGUUAAAGAAGAAUCAGGAGGAAUUCGGUGAUGAUGAAAUAGAUUGUUACAUACCGAGGUUCAAAAUCGAGACGAGUCUGGAUUUAAAAUCGUCUUUAAAACAUAUGGAUAUCUCCGAUGUUUUCAGUGAACGUAAAGCCGACCUGAGUGAAGUUUCAAUCAUACCUACAUAUGUAUCCAAAGUGAUACACAAGGCUGAAAUUGAAGUUACCGAAGAAGGUACAACAGCAUCGGGUGUUACGAGAACAGACUUCGGCAACAGAAUUGGUGCAAUACGCUUUGAGGCUAACCGACCAUUCUGUUAUAUGAUCAUAGAGAAAAUAACAAACACUAUAGCAUUCGGCGGUUUCUACCAAACACCUAUUUUAUAUUAA
Danaus chrysippus (African queen) is the source of this 1248-nucleotide messenger RNA. The record is from the annotation of a GenBank genome assembly. Lineage: Eukaryota; Metazoa; Arthropoda; Insecta; Lepidoptera; Nymphalidae.